Messenger RNA from Porites evermanni, 19433 nucleotides. Lineage: Eukaryota; Metazoa; Cnidaria; Anthozoa; Scleractinia; Poritidae. The record is from the annotation of a GenBank genome assembly.
AUGAGUGGUAAAGAAAAACCGGGAGUGACUCGACGACUCAAUCGAGGAAGAAGUGCGCCGGACACCAAAUGUAAAACUGAUUCAGGGUGCUUUGUGGAUGAGGAACUUGAACGAAAUGGUAGUGCUAGCAGUGACAGCUCCCAGGGAUCAAUAAAUUCAUCGCCUGUAACAGAAUUAGAUUCUCAGAGGACCAAAGUGAUAAAUAAGAAAGGAAAAGAUAAUAUCACGGCAUCUGUAGCUUCAUCUUCUGAGCCAGCAGUGGAAAAUGAGGCAAAUAGAACUUCUGUUUUUAUGCAAAAUGUCAUGAGUAAGGAAGCAGCAGUUAAUGAUCAAACUGAAUGUGCACACACACAUGAUGAAGACAGAGGUCACAAUGUUGUGGAGAAAACAAGGCGCGCUAGCGACUUUUAUUGUUUAUAUUAUAGUGCAUCACCAGAGAGUACCUUGACAAGAUGCGGUGUUAAUAAGGUCAGGAGUAAACCUCCAGUGCCACCCAAACCCAAGCUUAGGAGAGGCAGUGCUCCUCCAUCAAGUUUCGAGAAAAUUGAGAGAAUUCAACAACAAAAUAAAGACAUCACUAAACGGUUCUCUUAUAAUGAAUGUCAAAAUGCCAGUGUAAGACCUGAAUGUACUGAAGUUGAUAAUUUUCCUGACUGUGACAAAUGGAAGUCUGUUGAAGAACAUGUUCUGUUCUUUGAAGCCUGUGGCAAAGAUGGCUUGACUGAAAGAAAUGAUUUGUUGAAAAAUGUACAAGCAAAGAGCCUCAAGAAUUCAUCUGAAGAGUCUUGUGUUGGAAACACAGAGGUCAAUGUAGAAAUUCUUAAUGGUUUUCACUGUUUUGAUGAUGAUCAGAGUAGCACAGAAGAUGUUGCUCCUAUUGUAGACACUGAGAGGUUUUCAUUUGAAAAAAAUAAUGUCUGCGAGUCUGUUAUUUUUAAUCGUGAUGCGCAAGAACAGAUUCCUCCACUGGUUGAAGAGGAGGAAUUUACUGUUGAUGGAAGUAUCCUUUCACAAUCCUCAAUAAACUCUGAACCUUUAAAUAGCAAUUGUCACCACAGUAAGAUAGAAAGAGACUGUCUGGACUCUGUGAGUGAAAUUGAUGAAGUUGAUUAUGCUAAUCAUGUUGUUGUGGAUGACAAUCAAGAGGGAGUGAGCAGUUCCUUUGAUGAAACUAGGAGACAAUACUCUGAUCCACUGGGGCCGUCUGAAACUGGUGUUUAUACAAAUGGUACUGUUAGUAAUAUUCACAAUGGAUUUGAAUUUGUUGAUGCAUCUGAAGCAAGAGGCAGUCACUUACCAGAUCACUCAAAAACACAUUGUAGGGACAUGCAUCAACUUAGUUGUAGGAGUAGGACAGUGCCUUCUCUUGAAACCACCAGUGGAAUAGAUUUUAACGAAAUUCUUGUGAAUCCGAGGCUGAGUGAAAUCAAACAAUUAUCUUUGCCUGGUUUUAGACAGCAGGAUAGAAAUAUUAGGCAAAGACGCCCAGGGUCAAUUGCUGGUAUUCCAAACUUGGAAAGAGAUUUGAGUUCUGAGAUGAAAAGAAGAUCUUGGUCGUUUAGUGAGACACACCCUUUAGCAGUAAACUCUUCUUUGGAGUACAAUGUUCACCAGGCUCACACACCCAGAUUAAGAACAACCUGGCAAUCGGAGAAUGGUCUCUCAUCCCCUUCUGGCAGCUUGUUUCACCAAAAAAGACCUAUGCAAAGCUCUAUAAACACCAUAAAUGUCUCUCAAGAAAAGAUGGGUUGGAGUUCCCCCAAAAGAACUGGGCAGUCACACUUUGAUCAAUCUGGUUACACAUCUGAUGACAGCAGUGUACAUUCAGAACCACUUUUCCAGCCACUGCGACGAAGACCUCAAAGUCUGGCUCAUGGUCUUAUUUUUAAAAGUAUGUCUUGUGAUUCAAGCAUUUCUGAUAUGGACAAAAGAAGGUCCUCUUUUCCUGAGAGCCAACAAAAGAGAUUUCGUCAUUCACUAGGCAGCAGGGACCCUGUAUUUGCUCUAAGGAGACAAUCAUUUGAAUUUUCAGAGGAUCCACCCCCAUUUCAACAAAUCCGGGCACCACGCCUUCAAAACCUUAGGCGUACCUCAUCAAAUGCUAGCUCCUCAAGUGACUCUGAAGUGGAAAGGAUCUUUAAUGAACCUUCAGCUCUUAGGCAUUGUCGCUCUACCAAAACUAGCGUCCGCAAUGGUUUUGCAAGUUCCAAACCUAUCCGCAAAGUAAGUGCAGUGGAGGCCCUCUUUGGCCCUCGGUCCACUAGUCCACUAGUUAAGAAUGUCACACCGAGCUCUGAUUUGGAGGAAAUGGGACCAAAAACUAUUGUUGAUAAGUAUUCUGUAAAUUCAUCACUCCCCUUGGCAGAGAAUUUUCUCCCUGAAGAACUUGAAGAAGAAAUAGCAGCAAUCACUGAUCCAAAAGAGAUUGAAGAACCAAGGCUGGAGUUUGAUGAUACUGAUUACAGUGAGUUCUACACCAGGUGUGAAGACAAAGAUAGCAUAAUUUCAGCUGAAGCACUGAGUAUUAAAAAACUUCUGGAAUCCCCGCAGACAGUUCUUCCAGACCCUGAUAUUGAGUCUGUGGUGUUAUCUGUAACAGAAAAAAAGACGUUUUCACCAUCCUCAGAUGAUAAACACAACCGUGGGUGUCAAGAGGAAUUGAACGACAGUGACAUGGAUGAUGAUGAGCAGGCGAUCUCUGAAGAUAAAAACUCUUCUAGACAGUUUUACAGAUGGCACAGAGGGACUCAAACGCCACCGGCUGAUGUUUUCAGAGCUUUAUCACCAUCACCUUCAGUGGGAACUCAAACUCCACCUCUCUCUGUUUCCCAAGAACUGCUUCCACCAUCACUCUUGAAAGAGUUACAGAAAGAUUUGCAAUCCUCAGUACCCUCAAAAGGUAGUAAAACAGUUUCUCCCACAUCGUCUCAAGAAGUUGUUGAUCAGUUGUCAUUGCUGGGGAAUGUUCAAGCAGCUCCUUAUACUGCUGUGGCUUUUGCUGAUACAGACAGGACAUCUUGUCAUGAGAAUGACAAAGCUGUCUCAGUUGAAGAGCUUUUACAGAUCCUUGCCACCAUGAAAGUUGGUUCAACUGAAGAAGUGCCAAAACGAAGACCAGUAUCUGUACAGAGAUAUAACCAUUCUCCCACACCCCCACUUAAUGCAAAAGGCAGACCCAACACCAAUAGUCUACCAAGUAGUUGGCAUCAUCUUAACAGCCCAGUGCAAAGACAGAAUGGAAGUCAAGAUUUGAAGCGACCUAGAGCUGUCCCACCAAGAUCUUCUAAGAGUUUUGAUUGCUUGAGGCAAGGAGUCCAUAGCAAAGACAAGACAAAUGGUGUGACACAAGCAGAAGCUGUUAGAGGAAGUACAAGUAAUGAAGACAUACGUAAAAAGCUCAAGGAGUGGACCUCUACUCGCAAGUCGCAGCUCUUUGAAGAAGAAGUUGAGUGCUUGGAAGAAAAGCAUAAACCAACAAAAGCUAACGAGGAGAAAACUCUGAAAGUUUCAUAUGAUGGAAGUGAAGCAACAGAUAACAUUGAAACACUUAGCAGGCUAACAAAAACUCACAGCCUGAAAAGACCUCGCAGAGACAGAGCCUUUUCUCAGAGAGAAAAGAAUGGGCUUGAAGUCAACAGCCUUGAUGAAAAACGGCGUUUCUCACUCCCUACACCCAAAGCAAAGCCUUGUGAUGAAGAAAGCAAAGGUGAUGUCAAAACUGAGGAGCCCAUCACUAGUUCUACAACAGAAGAUAGCAAGUUUAAAGACGUGUUAUUUGACUCUCUAGAUGCAGAGGAAAUUGUAACUGAGGGACAGCUGCAAGAGAUAGCUAGCCCUGAAGGUGUUGAUGUAUUUAUUGACUAUAGAAAAAAGAAUGGGUUGCACAUUACCAGUACUCCAAAACCCCCACCCUACCCUGGCGAUAGUUUAGUUUGUAGGGAGGAUGGGGUGGGUAAAAACAAUAUAAAUAAUACAGACAUGCCUCGCAAUGAGAAGCCAGCCAGUGUUAAAGGUACAGAAGAUAUUCCUACUGAUGUAGAGUCCCAAGGAGAUGCAUCAUCAUCAUCAUACUCUUCUGAUGACGAUCACUUUGGAGAAUUUGGCGGUAGCACAGACACAGUUGUUUUUGUUGACACAGAAGCCAGCACUGGUAUUUCACUGGUUUCUGAUCUCGAUACAAUGGACCUGAAACUUGUAGGAAAUGACAAUUUGUUAUCAGUUGAUAAUAAUGAUAAUGAUGAUGAACAGGAUGAGGCUAGUCUUGAUGCGUUAUUGGGAGAAGUACGCAGAUCACUUAAUUUGGAAGUUGUGGACUCUGACAUCUUGGAUAAAGCAAUUGAAAGGUUCAAGCAGAGGGUGUCUCCAAGCUCUCAAGAUAAGGUAAAUAAAAUCAUUUUUAUUUCUUGAAGGUAUGCCUGGAAAAAGCUGCAAGUGACUUCUGACCAGCUGUCAGGCUGUUUUUGUUUUUGAAGCAAAGAAGGAAUUAAACGUUAAAUCAAGAGUCAUUUGUAGGGUCUUUUCUGUGUGUUCCUUCAUUUGAAAAUGGCCCAGUGCAGCUCUUCUCUUUUAUCCAUUCCAUACAGUCUAAGUUCCACUGUACACUUGUGCGUGUAUUUGUUGUAUGUAAAAUCUGUUUGCAGGUUAACAAGGUUACAGUCUAUUCUCAGGUUUAAAGCAGAAUUUCCAUGAUUAUUAGGGCUAGGAAACAAAGGCAAAUCUAAAUCAAACUACGUUGAAAUACUGGCUUAACAUGAGAGCAGAUCUUACAUACAAUAUAUUCACUAGAUUCUCAACUGUGCAAAAUUUUACACUUAAACCACCCUUGAACUCUUUGGCCAAAACAUGAACAGGGCAAUAUUGUAACAUGAUCUGUUGAAAGCAUGAUUUUCCUCAAUUCAUAUUAAUUACUUGUCAAUCAGCCAUGAGUCUGUGUCAAUAUGGGAAGAACCAUUUGGGGAAUGCUGGAGGAAGGAUUAGUUCAAGGCCUUUUCUACUAUCAUUUUUGACAAUAUCUGGUCCGAAAAUCACUAGCUUCUUUUUAGCACAGUGUUGAUUUCUCUCUACCUAUAUAUUCAGGUAUGGUAAUGAAAUAAUUUUGUGAUAACUUUCAUAGGAUAAUUGAGGUAACAUUCAGAAAAUUCCGGUUGUCUUUUUGGAGAUCAGAAUUAACACAUGUACGUGGAUGUGAAAUGGACUAAAAACAUCCUUGUACAAUCUUUUGGAGUUAUGCUCCUUUUGCCUCUCAAACAUCAUUCUCGGUAAACAGAAUGUACUGAGUUGAACCUUUUUUAAAUUAAUGUUUGAUCAAAAACAUAAAGUGGUAACAUUUUGAAAUGGAGCCUUAAUUAUUUGAGUCUACGGGUGAAUUUAUCUUGAAUUGUGAUCCUUCAAAUGCAUGUAUGUACCAUCAUGUUAAGCAGAACUAACCUUGUCAAGAAGGAAAAUUCUGUGUACCUUUGGUAUUAGAAUUAACUAUUGGUUAUGUUGUGAAAUUAAUACUUUUGCUUUACGUAAAUGUGUGGUACCAAGUCAAGCUAAUUUUUGCUUCUAAUGAAGUAGUUGAACUUUUAAGCAAUUGACAGUAAGUCUAAGGAAUCUCCUUAUUGAUUCAGUAUAUAAUAACACAUUGAAUAUUUAUCCAUAAUGUAUUAAAAUAGUGAUAUUUUUUUAGCACAAUAAUUGAAUAGGUGGUAAAAUAUUGUAAAAUCCAAGAAUCUUUGGUUAAAACUCUGAGACUGCAGCGAGCAGACUCCAAGAGGUAAAGGAACACAGCAAAAAGAGGCUUUAAGACUCAUCUUGAACAAUAUUUAGAGAUUAAGGUUAAGCUUUUGUCACUCCUAAAUAAAUGGAAAUGAUUUAAGCUGGCCUCUUAUUUAAUCAAAGAGCAAAUUUCCCCUCCUUGUGUUUGUGUGUUUCGUACCAAGGAAAUGUAGAAGGAAAAGUUCUUGAAAAUAGUAAAGGGAAUUCUGGUGAAGUUAUCAUAAGUCUUUUGUGCAAGCAAUUUUCUUGAAUUCCAGGGUGAACGACAAUGUCUGAAAUUGUUUGAUGUGACCAUUCAAAUGUUGUUUUUUUCAAAUGGAAUUACUUUUUUCUGUGACAUGAUAUAAUUUGGAUUUUCUGUCUAAUUUUGAGUUUGGCCUCUUCUGGGUGUGAAAGAAUAAAUUCAUGUGCGUUUAUGAUCUAGGAGACCCUUUCAGGAGGCUUACUCCUAAUGUGUAUACAUGUACAUGUGCAUUUAAAAUUUAAGCCUGUAUACUAUUGAUGUGCCUUGUCAUCAUCUGGAAGCUAGCAAAACUUUUGGCUGAAAGAUGGCAUCUUCUUUAGUGCUGUUUAUUAUUAUGAAGGCUAUUAUUGUGUAUGAAUGCUAUUUUAUUUUAAAUAUAGUGGUAUUAUUAGUGGGUUUUAGGCAUGGGUAAAAAGAUUAGUUCCAUGAAGCAUAUGUAUAAAUAACACUUUUUAAUCCCUUUUUUCAUUUGUUACAUUUUGUGAAAUUUUUUCAAGACUGGUAUACUUUACUCACUGACAAGGGUUUGAUUUUCACCUGUAGAAUUUUGGUGUAAUUACACACAUUGCAACAUGAUCAUAAUAUUAUUUUGCCUGGUUUGUUUUUGUUUGUUCUCCGUGAUAACAAAAGAGCUUCUAGAAAGCAUUAAAUUUUAAUCAUCCCUGCUGAAAUUUUAUCAGUUGUUGUCCUGAUGUUUUCUUAGUAAUUUAAUUUGGUAGAUAAUUACAGGCCAUGGCAUGUUUUUGUUCCUUCUUGUAGGCUCUUUCUGGGGGACUAAGUAUGGAAGCCUGUGUAGCUUUGCAUCAAGCUGAUGAACUGCAGGGAAUAAUCAGUGAAAUUAAGGUUAGUGGGUUUUAUUUACAUGUAUCUUACGGCUGUAAAUAAACCCUGUUUUGGGUGCAAGAGGUCUUAAAUAUAAACUAUUCUGUAUAUAGAUGCCGCUAACAAAAACUGUGUAAAGCUUUUCUUAAGCUGAACAUUUUUUACAACUGCUCAAAUUCUACUUGGAAAUAAAUACAAUCAAAUCUCAUUUCACAUGUAAUUCUGACAGUAAAAGUCUUAUCAAUAUGUUGUUUUUAAGGAGGGAGGUAAUAAAGUUAAGUCAUAAACUCAACAUCUUGUCAUAUCCUUGACAGUCUUGUUUUCUUGUCCCAUCUUCUUGUACCUUUUUAAAUACUUAAAGCUAGGAUGUGUCCUCCAUGGCUACCCAAGACUUUACAAUAAAUCAUCACCAAGUUUGUCUGAAUUUGAUGAAGUUUCCAUGUUGUGAUAACUUUUGAAGCAGAGGGAAGGUAUUGUUCCCAUAUUGCAUGCAGUGGCUGCAUGAUAAUAUUGUAUCAAAAUUUUUCUCUUAAUCUUUAAGGAGAUUAACAUUAAUCCAGAUGAUUGAAAAAGCCACAGGUCUCCCAUCACAGAAAGUAACCGAGAUUAGGUUAUUUACCUAAUAGCAUUGUUACAUCAAUUUUGUGGAGCAGAUAUUAAAAUUAUCAAACUAUGGCACUCUAUAAUUACAGACUGUAGGCUAAGAUGUUUAGUUUUCCUUUUGUUCGCAAGGUUUGAACCGUUUAAUUAAACAACAGAGUCUAAACACUGUUGAUUAGUUUUACAAAAUUGUAUAGGCCUCUAUAAACUGACAUCUGAGCCUAAGAUCCACUGCCUGUAAGACUAUCACUCUUAUUAAAACAGUAUUACAAAUACUAGAAUUUCACAUUUUCUCAAGUUUUUUUUGCAAAUGGACCAGUAACAUUCAUGAAUUUGAGGACUGUUUCCUGAGAGGUCAUGUAGGUUCAAACCGUUUUAAAGUUUUCAAUGGUUGCAUUGUUGAACCUUAAAUUUUAUUGGUCCGUUUCCAAAAACAACAUGAGAAUCUUUUGUUUCCAAAAAAUGUUGUGAUUCGAUAAUCUUCUCCCAAGUGCCCUGGUUCGAGUAGUCGCACUGUAAGUAGACUUGCAUAAAAGGUAGAGGGAACACUGAUACAAAGAUGAAUUUUGGUAACCAAAAUUUCAAAUUAAGCCGCAACAUAGGCAAAUUCAUUACCUUUAUCCUUCUGCUAUUUUGCCAAGUAAUGGCUUGUCAAGUGGAAAGUCUUACAUACACCCACUGCGCCAAUCCUGAAGUAGCCUGCAAAUACAGCUUUCUCUCCUCGUUUCUUGCUGAAGGAGGUGCAGACAUCUCUCAUGCAAAACUUUCCUAGCGGUGAGGAGCGAGGGGAGACGUGGCUAUAUUUGCAGUCUUGCUUCCAAGGGCAUACCCCUGCAUUUGAUGAUGAUGUCAAGUUAGAAGGAGAUUUGAUAGGUCUCCUUUGACUUCCAUGUAGGAGUGGUGAAUUAAUGAAAAGAGUUGAUGUGUCUUUCUAGGGAGAGCUUAAACUACUCCAUGAGGAGAAUGACAUGCUACGUGAACAAGUUUGUACUUUGGCCAAUCAUCAAACAAACGGAGAAGUGUCAGAGAACAGUAGCACUGAAUCUUCAGAGAGACUUGAAAGUCUUUACAAACUCUAUAGGCCCAAACAUGGUGAGUCUUGGAAAAAAAAAUUUUUUUACAGGACAUUGCAUGUUACUUGGUAGAUAAUGCAAAUAAAUUGCAAAUACAGGUGUUUAUUGGUUUUAGAAAAAAAGUUUAUUUUUUGUUCUGCAUUAGUUGGAAGUAUUUACCAUGAUAACACUGUAAGCUCUGAUAAGAAUCUUGAGACACUUUUCAACAUUUAUCCCCAUCGAUUCCCACUUACCUUUAGGAUGUCGUUUGAGCCAUAUGUAUGUAAGUGUGAAAUAAGAAAUAAAAGUUGAACUGGGGAGCAGGGUGUGAUUGUAAAUUGGUGAUUGUACAUCUAUCUACAAGGCUGUCAGUAAGAUUUCAAGUCGCUGGGUAUAUAUAAUUAGUAGGCAGAGAAUUGAACAGAGCUAGAAAGUUCUUUUGGUUUUAUUUUCCUUUUGUUUUGUAUGAAAGUAGGCAGGGAUUAUACUUGUUGUAGCCAUGGUGAAUUCUCCAGUCCCUGGCCCUCUGCCCUUAGUGACAGCCCUGAUCUACUGUAUUUUUGUCUAUUUUUCACAAACAUACAUUGCACUUAAACACUAUUUUUGAAAAAUGCAGAAGAUGUUCCAUUUUCAACCGCCUGUCAAUCUGCUAGUUAAUUUGAUGAGGGUUUUUUAGUUUCAGUUAAUUCAGAUGAUGAUGAGGGGGAUGCAGUUCAGGUUGAUGUUUGUCUACGAGGAUUUUCCAGUGUAAUGCUUGGUCGUCUUCCAUCAAAAGUAAAUUUUUGCAGCUGUUUUAGCCUUUAAGCAUUCCAUAUGGUGCUUAUACUGAAAUAGACUCUUGACUAAAUAUGAUAACUUGUGCCAUAAAUGACAAAAAUAGGUUUUUCACCAUUUUUCUUAUGAAGGCCAUUACAAGGCAUCUCCAAAAGUACAUUAACUUCAAUAUCUGUCUUGCAUUGUCGUAAGUGGCAAUAUGCCACUUGCACGGCUCCCAUAAUGCAUCUUAUUUGCCCCCCAAAAUUUUGCAUAACCUUUGUUUUUCAUUUCUCCUGGGUAUUACAGCCGCUUGUGCAAAAUUUUGGGGGGCAAAUAAGGUGCAUUACGGGAGGUGUGCAAGUGGUGUAUUUUAAAACUCAUAAAGCAUAGCAUCCUAUUGAUCCUUUGUCCUAAGAGUGACCAAAAUCAGUUUUCUCCCAACAGCAUUGGUACAACAUCAAGAGAAAAGGUUAUGAGAGUAACCAAACAGAAAAAAAAGUGCUCUUAUCUUUUAUUUAAUCCUCUCAACUAAGUUUGUAGGGAAAUGUAUGGCAAAUAAUGUGGAGAAUUGUAUGUGGAUAUUGAGGCUUAAGGUGUUUACUGGUCACCGUUUUUUACAGUGGGUGGUUACCUGAGUCCCAGUCGAUAAAAUUCUCAGAAACUCACUAAGCCUGUACCAGGUGUUCAGAUUGUGGGGACAGCAUAAAAAGAUGUGGACAGGAAAAAAAACAGUGAGGGGUUUUUCCUGCAUGCCAAAUUCGUGUCACUUUUCUCCUUCUGAAUGCAGCCAGAAACUGAGUGAACACCUCUAUCGAGCAGCCAACCUUCUUGAAGUGACCACUUGUCACUACAAGGGUAAAAACGUAUGAGAGAUAUAGAGGAUAUUACAUGGCCGCUUAGAGAUACGAAAUUUCUCUUCGAGUGUUGAAAAAUAUUUGAAGAGUGAGCGCAGCAAAUGAGUGAAAUAUUUUUCAACACUUGAAGAGAAAUUUUGUAUCUUCAAGUGGCCAUGUAAUGUUUUAUUUAUUAUAUAAACACCAAUGAAAUACCAAACCAUUUCACUACAGUGAUCUUUUCAGAUAACGUGUUAUUGUCACAUGUGAAGAUAUCAUGUUUUCUUGCGAAAGCUCACCUGGUAUUGCAUUUGUGUUUAUAUAAUAACUAACCGUAUUCAAUCUAACAUUGUUUUUGCAGAAAGAAGACAUCCACUUGGGAACAGUUACUGUAAAGGGAGCAGACUGGAAUGGAGUCAUGGAAGCUGCAAGAAGAAUUUUUGUGGUAAGGAAAAGAACCUCAACCAGAAUACAGUGGAACAUGGCUUAUGACUACAAUGUUUCCAUGACAACAUAGUUAUUACCAUUAAAUGUCUGUGACCACUUCAUUGAAGGGGGUGUGUCGUGGCUGUCCAGUUCAAUUUGUUAAUAUUUCAAAUAACGCAUCCUUGUUUAUGAUUCCCAGCAUUAUUAGACCGCAUGACGGUCGGUUCUUUUCUAAAAACUGGUUUAAUGAGCUUAAGUCUCCAGUCUCGCUUGCUCUCUUCAUUUCAGUCUCGCUCAAGACCUUUUGUUUGACUGCUCGCACGUACUUGAAUACGCAAAAAUAUGGAUUGUUUUGCAGUCUACAGGAUUAAAAUCAAACGUUACAAACAACAAAAAUGACUUUUAGGCUAGGUUUUCAAAAACCCACAAUUGUAGUCUGUUUUAAUCUUCUUCAUGUUUGUUCAUCCGUGCCUUUUUGCAAGAAAGCAAACUGAUUUUGCUUUUAUAAACUCUUUCCUUCAGGAUCAUGUCAAUAAAAUUGACCCAGAUGGCUACCUCUGUCUUGGAGCUCACAGCAUUCAAGGGGUUCAAACAGGAGUGAUGUUGUGGAGUCCAGGUCUGAAUAUUUGAAUAUUUGGCAUACCCCAUGCUGUCCUUUUCUAUUGGGUAUUUUUGAAAUAAAAGGAAUUAAAACACAAACCAAAAUAUUAUUCAACCACUUAAAUGCAUAUGUCAGGCUACAACAAACCUGCACAACGUUUCAUGUCCUGAAAGUUUUUCAAUUAUGCACAUUUUUUUUUUAUCUCACGUCAACUUAAAUUAACACCUUUCUUGUUGGGACAGUACACAUGACACUUUCUGGCUAAAAGGGAAAAGAAAUUGAAAACCUAGACGGAAUAAGUGUUAGAAAUCCAUUCCUUCAAUUAUUCUGGUCCCUAGGUUUACAAUACUAUGUAGAAGAAGUGGUAUGGCUACAACAAAAUCUGCUUUGAAAUGUGAACUUUUUCAAUAAAAAGAAAUUUACUGUUAUUAUUUUUUUUUGCCAGAUUCCUUAAGAGAAAGUUCUCCUCGAGUAGAACUUUCGAAAAAGAGUAAUCCGUGUAUUAUUCAACUCAAGGGUAAGUAUAAUAGCAUUGUUUUAUCAGCUUCGCCAGAUAUGGCGGGGAUAUCACAAGAGCUUGUGCCAAUCACUCUGGACCCCAAACAGUCCCUUUCUUAAACACCCCAUCAGAAGAUAGACUGCACCAUGGGUAUCCCCAACUUUUUCAGAUAUGGCAGGAACAUGACAUCAGCUUGGGGACAUCACAAUAGCUUGUGCCAAUCACUCUGGUCCCCAAACAGUCCUUUCCUUUAUAAACACCCUAUGAGAAGAUAGACCACACCCUGGGGAUAUAUGUCCUUCAACAGUUGUGUGGGUUCUUUGACUUUUAUUUCCUCUUCCAACUGAAGAGGAGGGACUCAAGACAAUUGGGCUAGUUGACAUAGAUAGAAGUGGGACGGUAAUAUUAAGUAUUACCAAUUUGGAUUAAGGUUUCCAAUUAUUUUUUAUCCUUUCAAAAUAUAAAUCCACCUUAAAAAAUAAAAGUGAAGAAACCGUUUCCUUAGCUGCAUUUAGGAAAUGGUUUUGAUAUUAAAAUUAAGUUUUUAAUUUGCUGCUUUAAGUAUUGUGCAACCCCAACGUACACUAAUAUUUUUUGUGGCAUGCAAAAGAAAGUAUUUUAGUUUUUCUCUAUUACUACUUGUUUUCAAUCUUUUUGCAAUGACACAAUUCUAUUUUUUAACUGUUUUUGUAGAUGGAAGCCAUUUCUCUUGUGAUUCUCUCGUUUAUGAUACUUUGCUACCGAAGGAAACUAUGGAGGUAACAGUUUUCUGCAUUUUAAGGAAUUGUAUGUCUCCACGCCGCUGUGUAUUGAAUAUGUUUGUUAUAUAAACUCUUUCAAAGUCAUAUUCAAAAAGUAUGUCCAAAUUUGGUGUUAAAAAAAACUAAAAUAUGUAUCAUGUUUAAGUACUUUUCUAGAUGUUUUUGUUUUAAUCGUCACACGAGAGGAUUUCUUUUACAGAUGCAAAGGUUGGAAUCACAAACUAUAGAAAAUAAAUAGUACCAUGUGAAAGCAAUGCUGAAGAGGUUUUGCGUCAGUCAAACUAUGUAAUUUUGUGUCUAGGAACUUAAAUCUUGCAUUUUAAGGAUUUUUGCCCUAUACGUGGUUGUUCCGAGAGAACACUUCUAAUUGAUUGAAAUACCGUGCCAUUUCUCCACUCCUAACAGAAAUAUGUUGAGGAUUUGUUGGAACACAGGCAUAUUGUACUGUGUGGACAGCAAAGCUUAGGCAAGUCUUACUUGGCAGCUAAGUUAGCGGAACACAUUGUCCAACGGUAAGAAAUGUUUUUUAAUAAACAUCCUGUAACAGCGCUUGUAAAAUACUUGAAUCCCAGUGUUUCCUUUGGUGCGAGCCGUUCUCACAUUUUGCUGUUGCCCCGGGUCAUUGCUUGCUUGUUUUAGUAAAUGAUUUAGUUAGAAGUGGGCUUAAAAGGUUUGGUUGUCCAGUAGUAAAACCUAAUUGUCGCGACGAGACGACAUCAUCGUUCUGUAGUGCCCUGCAUAAAUUCUAGCCUGCGUAGCAGGUGCUAGGAAAUAUAUGGGCGCAAGAAAACACGCGCGCCCUCGCGCGCCUGUCUUUCUUACGCACGUUAACCUCCUAGCGCCUGUCUCCCUCGCGCACGCCCGUUCUUUCUUGCGCCCGUUAACUUCCUAGCGCCUGUCUCCCUCGCGCACGCCCGUUCUUUCUUGCGCCCGUUAACUUCCUAGCGCCUGUCUCCCUCGCGCACGCCCGUUCUUUCUUGCGCCCGUUAACUUCCUAGCGCCUGUCUCCCUCGCGCGCGCCCGUUCUUUCUUGCACCCAUUUACGUCUUAGCGCCUGCUACGCAGGCUACUAAAAUUCUGAUCAGUUUAACAUUUUAAAAUGGUUGUUGAGUUUGUUAGCAACUGAAGUUAUGUCAUAACAAAACGGACGACGCUGUUUUGAGUUUAAUAGUUGGUUGCUGAUUUAUUUAAGGAAGUAAUAAGAGUUAACAAAACAUUUUUGCUGUCUUUUCUCUUCCUUUCUGUCCUCUGUUAGAUUUUUAUAAGUUCAUUUGAAAAUCUAUCAAAUAUUAAUAUUCACCCUUAUUUUUUUACCUCAGUGUUGGAUGGAAGUGCUCUCCAGCAGUGGUCACUUUCAAUGUCUCUCAAUCAACUCGAAAGGUAAGCAAGCCAUAUGGAGUAACAAGUACCUGUUAACCUGUUGUAAGCCUGGUACUGGUACAAGUCGAAAUUCUUUGCGGACUUCUGGACGUUUCACAAGAAUAUUUCUUUAUCCAGUCUGAGGUGUAAGCAUCUCCGUUCAUUCUCGUGUUUCUAUUUUUAAAGGAGCUGAAACAAAGUCUUGCAUCUUUCAUGCAGAGCGACAUCUCAAGGUAUUUUCUAUUUGAUUUACUUGCUGAAGUCCAAUGGUACAGCUCAAAUUAUAAAUAGGAUACUGCAUUACUAGAACUACUUAUUAUAAUUUCGCCCUGAAAACUAAUGACAUGGCGUAAGAAAUGCAUUGUCGUUCACAAAGAGUGUACACGAACAGCAACAUUGGGGCUAUUCCCAGAAUGUAUCGUUUCCCUAGAAGCUUGACGUCGUGUUCGUAUGGCUGGUGUUUUCGUCAUGAUGUGACGCCCAUAACUUAUUUUUGUCCAAUUACUCAAUCUUUGACGUCUUAUUCCUUUCUAUAAUUCUAGCAAGUAGUGUGGUUAUUGUCCACAGUUUAUGCCAGGUAUGUGAUAUUACUUGUAGUUUUUAAUUUUGGUGCCCUGUUUAUACUUUUCUUCCUUAGUCCUCAAGAAGGCAGCCCUGCUGUGAUUGUUCUCGAACAGCUUAAUUGUUUAGCUACACUGGCGAGCAUCUUUAACCUCUCCAUUCUCGACAACAAAAACUGGUAGGUGAUCUAGACUUCUUGUAAUAAUUCAUAACCCUUCGAUUAACCACAGACGGAAGGGCUACAAUUUGAGCAAGCGGUCGCGAGAGUGGUAUAAGUGUUUUUAGCCGGCCUGCAAAUAACAGUCGGUCAUCGGACUGUGGCAUUAAUGCUUUCAAGUUUGUUCUGUUUGAUUUCAGUCCAUACAUUAUUGGAGUUCGGGACAAGAGCAGAAGAGGGCCUUUCUCUUCAAAAGAACUAAACUUAUGCCAUUACUUCAGGUAAGUCUGUUUCAGCCAGUUACCCACCCAGCUGUUCAUUUUAUUGGUAAGUCAGUCUGUAACUUACUCAGCCAUUUAAUUGACCAGCCAGUCAGCCAGUCGUGAUCUCUCAGUCAAUUAGCGAGCCAAUUACAUUAUCAGUCAGUUAGUCAAUUAGUCUUUCUUUAAAAUGACUAGACAACGACAUGUAUGCGUACCAGUAAUUGUGUUUUUGCCAUUGUAGGUGGUUACGUGUGUCUGUUAAUGACAGACAGUACUCUGGACUUCUGGGCCGAUUCUUGAGGCGCAAGUUAAGCUGGGCUCAAAUCCAAACUGAGUAAGUAGUCACGUAGCAGUACUGGUUUCCUUCCUCUAAGCUCCCUAGCGAACAAUAGUGAAUUAAAACCAAAGAAAUAAAUAGCACUAACAAAAAGGUUCUGCCAAAGAGGUUUCAUUUGAAUGGUAACACGAUAGAACUUCAUCCACAGAAUUACUUGGUGUAGGUAUGAAACGGUAAAAAUGUUUAAAGUGAACCUCAUCCCAUCCUCCCCCUCCCUCUCCUCCUCCCCUCCCCUCCCUCCUACUUCCCCUCUCUCCUCCCUCCCCUCUCUUUCUCCCUCCCCCCAAGAAACGUGUCUGAGUAGCGAAACUUCUUAGGAGUAGCUUCGUCUUAGCUUCGAGUCAGAGUGUCUCUUCCUCUGUAGAUUAUUCUGACACUAUGUGUUUAUCAGCGUUGAAGGUAGUGGUAAAGAUCUGCUGGACCUGUUUGAUUGGCUUUCAAAAGUGUGGUAUCAUCUUAAUGAAAUCCUGGAAGAAUAUUGCGAACCGGAUUCCACUAUUGGUGAGUAAUUUACACCAAAACGCGUCUUUAGUGGUAAACGUCUAUUUAGAAGGAUUUAGUUACAAUGAAGCUCACAUUCAGGCUAUAGGAAUAUCACUGGGAAAAAAGUCAAUACUCCUUUGGGCGCGAAAGGGAAAAAAAAUUCUGAAUUGUUCGUACGAUGGUGGUAGAAAUUCUUUGAAGGCUGGUAUCUUCGGCCCAGGUCAUACUGUAUGUCGAUAUUUUAGUGAUGAGCGCCUCGAGCAAGAGCUUUUUCACAUAAUUUUCUCCUUAAUAUUGUUUGCAAAAGUUUUCAGCCAAGUCUUCGAUUAUCGAAAGUUUUACGUAAAUUAAAGAACAUUGAGAGCACUCGUUCCUCUCUGCGUAGUAAAAGAUAGCUUUUGUUUCCACAGAUCGUUAGAAGGUCUUGGUCUGUUGAAAAGAAGAAAAAAGAGAAAAGGAGAAAAUGAAAUGAGAAAAAACCCAAAUUUAUCACUGGUCGUUAGGUCAAGGUGAUGUUUUUUAUCAAUUGGUUGUUUUUACUUCGUAGGUCCUUCGUUGUUCUUCUCAUGUCCAAUGGAUUAUAAAGCCGCUGAGGGCUGGUUCGUGAAUGUUUGGAACUAUAAUGUGAUUCCAUAUCUACAUCAGGCUCUAAGAAGUGGCAGAAAGGUACUGAAGAAAAUGCUCCUUUGUCUGCCAUCAGGCAUAGAUUAGAUAUGUUAAAGCUAAGAUGAGGGCCUGGUGGGUUUUACCCUUUGUCACCCUUCGCUUUUCGAGUUCGUACUGAACUGACGCAAAAAACAGGAGAAGUUUACCUCAGUUGUCUUCACUGUAUUAGGGAUGAACUGUUAAGAUAGGUUUUUCUAAACACCUGUCCGCGUAAGAGCUUGAAGUCGCGCGGUCGCGUGUUAUUAGUAGUGUCCUUAAUAAAGAUCAGAGAACGGUGACAGUGACGAAAAAGUGAAUUCGCCCUCUUUCAAUCUUCAUCGCGAUUAUUCCAAAUCACUCACUUUUUCAAAUGUUGGCGCACUCUCCUGAAGUUGAAUUAUCCUAAGAAUCAUAUCCAAGUUCAGAACAACCAAAAAGAAAGUUUCGCCGUCGCUUGUUUUACGUCCUCCAUAAAACGUGACAUUAGGCACUUUCACUUCGUAGUGAAGGCAAAGGAAAAAUGUACAAAAUAGCGUGAUGUACAUAUUGACCAAAGCAGAAAAUGCCAUAAUAUUUUUUUGGGUGGUGCUUCAUGUAACCUGACUUUUGGAUUGUGUUUUGUUCUUUGCAUGACCUGCUUGUGCAGUUCUGAUGAGUUGCAUCUGCAAAUCGUACAAAGACGAAAGAUAGUGCAGAAAUCGGUUUAACAUGAAGCACCGCCUAAACAGGAAUUUUACACUUUUACCUUCAACAGUAUUUAAAUUGAAAACUGACGCGUGUUCGCUAUGAUUAUUAUCAUUUCCCCAGUAAGUUCUGGGCAAUGAUUUACUGUUGCAAAGUUUACCAUGAAAUUAUUUUUCAACAGAUCUUUGAUCGAAGUAUCACUUGGGAGGACCCUACAAAAUGGGUGAUCCUAAGAUAUCCAUGGAAUAAGGACCACAGCAGGUUCCUUCACACGCUUCGCAAACUGCGCCAAGUCGAUGUGGUCCUUAAUAGGAACCACCUGGGCUCAGAUAAUGGUGAGAUGAUCCUGUUGUUUUUGUUUAAGGGCUUCGAGCAUUUUCAACUUAAGGAAUUCAUGGGUGAUUCUUACUCUGUGGGUAUUGACAAAAUUAAUUAGACGGUAAGACAAAGUAAUUUUACGCGUGAUUCAAUUACCCUGUUUCUAAACAUUGGUGGAUAAUGAGAACAGGAAUUUGGAACUGAACUGAAAACCCAGAACUGGUGUGCAUUCUUUGUACGCGACAGCUGAAAGUUUUGGAGAAAAGCUUUAGUGGAUAUAUCGAACUAAAAACUGUUUUUAUUUUUUAAUCAAAGAGGCGUUCAAGCGGGAAAUUUUUGUGAUUACUAAUCAACGAUUAGUAUGGAAGUCUGGCUGAAUUCACAUAUUUCUGGGAAAAAGGCAACGAAUGCAAUUUUAUGCGAGCUUCCCUCUUGUUAUAGGCGAAAAUUCCUAUUAUCACGACAAACCGAGGUCGUGAACUGGUUUGAGCACCUUUUAAAUUUAAACCCUCUUUACAGAUUUUCAGUAAUUGGUUUUCUGUUAAUUCUUCUCAGUUUGUUUAGCUGAGUGCAUCGAAGAGAAUGAGAAAAUUCUUCGUUCCCAUUCCACAGUGUCAAAAAGAGUUCGCACUGUUGUCCAGCAGAAAGUUCCAAAGGUAAAAGAAGAACAACGCUCGCAGCUUUCACGGCCAUCUUAGUCUUGCAUUGCAUUACAAUCACUGCUAAAAACUUCUAUACGCCACGGCACCUAUUAGCACUUAAAGCUGCUGUAAAAUUAAAUGCAGAAAUAUGAGCUUGAAUGGCUGGUCUUUCACCACAAUUGCGCUUUGCCGUAACUGCAGUAAAAUAAGGAAAUUAUUAUGAAAUUUGUUGUAAAUUAUCGUCGUUUCUUGUAGGGAGAGCUGACUACAAGGCGAAAUGCCGCUGAGCAGAAAAGACUGCUUGGAAACGAAGAAGACAAAGAUUCCUGUUACUCAGAAACAGACAGCUACCUGGAAACCAGCAUUUAACAGUUCGAAGGCGAAAGACAGUGAAAACUCUGUGACUUUCGAGGUUAUUUAAGAGCUGAGGCAAAAGCGCGGAAAAGUUUAUAUUGCCUCGUUUGUAAUGUGCAUGCCAUGUCAAAAGCGCGCGAAAGCAAUUAUAUGGCUCAGUCUCCUGUGCAUUUGACUCUGGUGCGAAAACAACUUAGCAGAGAAGCCAUUUAUGCACUGAUUAGAGCGUGCGAUAAGUUUAAAUUGCCUCAUUUGUAAAGUGCACGCUUUUUAAAAAGCGCGCGAAGCCACUUACAUGGUUGGGUCUGGUCGGCGCAUUUGACUAUGGGGCGAAAACAACUUAACAGUAGUGCCAUUUAUGCACUGAGAAGAGCUCGCGCCUAGUUCAAAAAGUUUGAAUUGCCUCAUUUGUAAAGUGCGCGCCAUUCAAGAAACGCGCUAAAGCGCUUACAUGGUUGGGUAUGUUGUGCAUUAACAUAAAAAUAUAUAUUAACAUAGAAAUAUCCAAAUACAGUUUACACAUUUUUUGACGUUUAGGCUUUGUUCACACUAUACAGAGCAGCUCUUCGUGCCCACACGUCAAGUUUGUCCUAUCCGAUAUGGUUUUCGUGCUGGCGUAAAAGCCAUCCUUUCUCGUGUGAACAUAGCCUUGAUAGCGUUUCGUGUUGGCGCGAAAAGCUACCCAGUAUAGUGUGACCACAGCCUUAGGGCCUGUUUACUUGGAGGUGGGGGACCCCAGUUAGGUGAGGUAACCCGCCUGUCCAUACAAUCUCAUUUUAACGUGAUCACGUUUACAUGUUAGGUGGGGUAACCCGCCACAUGUUACCUCACCUACCUGGGGUCCCCCACCUACAUGUUAACAGGCCCUUAGUUUCGAUGGGGCUACGUGCGCGGGCGUUGUAACUGAAAUAGCAGUGUUUUAGCAGUGCACUCGCGAAUGAUAUAUUUUAAAAUAUCUUUCACAUAACCGUGAGUAGAAAACAAGGUUAUUUAAAUAUAUUAAGAAACACCAUUGUAUAGUUCAAAUAUUUACGAGUUUUAUGCCUCAAAAAAGUGAUUCGAUUAAUAAUAUUUUUGAUAUUGUAUUGCAUUAUUUUUUGACUUUUGAAAUAUAACAGCUUUUUAAAUGUAAUCGUUUCUGGAAGAAAAAAGGUUAUGCAUCGUACAAUGUAAAUUUCACUUUUUUAAAACGGAAUCAAGUGUACAGAUGUAGUUGCAAAGUUGUACCCCUUGGUGUGGGUUGGUAUUAUACAGUAAUAAAAAAAAUAGUGAUCGUC